Grosmannia clavigera kw1407 is the source of this 1356-nucleotide messenger RNA. RefSeq names its product methionyl-tRNA formyltransferase family. The record is from RefSeq and is a predicted model, not a curated record. Gene Ontology annotation, cellular component: mitochondrion. Gene Ontology annotation, biological process: conversion of methionyl-tRNA to N-formyl-methionyl-tRNA; biosynthetic process. Gene Ontology annotation, molecular function: methionyl-tRNA formyltransferase activity. The coding region runs from base 1 to 1356 and encodes 451 amino acids. The transcript has 3 exons. Lineage: Eukaryota; Fungi; Ascomycota; Sordariomycetes; Ophiostomatales; Ophiostomataceae.
AUGCGCGCUUCUCUCUUGCGGCGACUGGUUGGAUUGACAGCGGCAUCCCCACGCCGCUGGCUGUGUGGCACGACGACGCCGUCGUCGCCAUCAAACCGGACGGACGUGGAGCCGUUGCGCAUCCUCUUCUGCGGUUCUGACGCCUUUAGCUGCGCAUCUCUCGGAGCUCUGCAUGCCGAGAUGCAGCGACAGGAUGGUCUCCCAAAGGACCACCGGGCGUCGCUGGCUGGUCGCAUCGCCUCGCUCGACGUGGUCGUCCGACCGGCCAAACGGACCGGACGCGGACUCAAACAAGUGGCAGACAGCCCGGUUAGAACCAUGGCCACAGAGCUGGGCCUCUGCGUCCAUGAACGGGACACCUUUACCGGCUGGCAGCCGCCGUCGGUCAACAUGAUCAUCGCCGUCUCCUUUGGCCUCUUUGUGCCGCCGCGGAUCCUCGGUGCAGCCCGCUACGGCGGCCUGAACGUGCAUCCGUCGCUCCUGCCAGAUCUACCGGGAGCUGCGCCCAUCGAGCAUGCCAUCCUGUCCGGUCGCGAACGCACCGGCGUGACUGUGCAGACGCUAGACGACAAGGCCUUUGAUGAGGGUCACAUCCUCUUGCAGGGACCCAAAGCUGAAGCUGAAGAAGGGGCUUUCGGCCUCGCCAUCCCGCCGAGCUGCACCGCGGACGAGCUGCACCGCCUUCUGGCUCCCUUGGGCGCUGACCUCCUCAUACAGGCGCUACGUCGAGGACUGUAUCUUCCUGGAGCUGUUGCUGCUUCGGCUGCAGCCAAAAUCCUGCCGCCCGGCUUCGUUCCCGUCCUCGCAUCCAAGCUGUCCAAGGCCGACCAGCAGGUGCCGUGGAGACUGCACCAGCACAGCCAGUCAGCAACAGCAACAGCAGAAGACAUUGACAGGCGUGCCCGUGCACUCGGUCCGCUUUGGACGCACUUGGCGGUGCCGCAAGGCCGACAAUCGCCGAUGCCCACGCAGAAACGCGCCAUUCUAGGCGACAUCGAGCUGGUCACGUGCCCUGACCAGAUGGCACCGCUGCUCCAAAGGCAGGCCGCUGAAAGCAGUCGUGCCGAAACCAAGGACUCGCCAUGCGCAUUCCAGACGGCCACUUUUGUCCAGAGAGACGGCCAACACCAGACUGCAGUCGCACUGCCGUUCACUGUAUCCCCCGACGGCAGCGAAAGCAUUAUUCUUCCUGCUGGCAUCUCAUCCCGAGCCUCCGACUCUUCCUCUUGCAUCCGCAUCGGCACCAUCAAGAUCGAAGGCGACCGUGCCAAGCCUGCAGCCCGGGCCAUCGCCGGGUUCUCUCACAACGAAACAACACUCGGACAAGUUGCCUGGUACGUGGUUUUCCGCCAGUAG